UGGGGGGGCACGGGGUGAGGCGGGUCUCUGUCGCGAUAGAAGGCGGGAGGGGUUGUGUGUCCCCCGCUCCCUGAGGUGACUGGAGCGGCUUCCCGGAGCCUCGCCUCGGCGGGUCGCCUGGUCCCAGGGUGACAGCGAUGCGGCUGCCGGGCUGAGGGGGCCCCGCCGGGCUGAGGGAGCCCGCCAGCAUGGGAACGGCCGCUGAGGGUGUUUCGGCACCGACACCCAGACAAAGAUGUAGGUGACCAAGAGGUGUUUUCCCCUUCUGGCUUGGGAUUAAAUCUCUCGGUUGCAGGGCAUUUAUCUUAGGAAAUGGAUACAUCUUCCCAAAAAUACCCAGUCAAAAAGCGAGUGAAAAUUCAUCCCAACACAGUAACGGUGAAAUAUACUUCUCAUUAUCCCCAGCCAGGAGAAGAGGGAUAUGAGGAUGCUAAUGAAGAUGCUGGAGUAUUUAUGGAGGAUAAUCCUAAGAAAAGACUACUGAAUGAUGGCAAAAAGAGAAAAAGGACCUUUUUUGGUACAAUAGACACCACGCUUCAGCCAGCACAGCUUCCAAAACCUGAUGAGACCGGGCAAUCCCAGCAUCUUCCUGAGGGAAAUAUACUGCAAUCGAGGAAAACGUGGGUAGUCCUUUUCGGAUCUGCUGUGGCUCACGGAUGUGUGGCUCUAAUUACAAGAUUAAUUUCUGAUCGUUCCAAAGUGCCAUCCCUAGAGUUAAUUUUCAUCCGUUCAGUCUUACAGGUGCUGUCCAUUACUGUUGUGUGUUAUUACCAUGAGCCUCCCUUUGGCCCCAAAGGCUACAGACUCCGGCUUUUCUUCUAUGGAGUCUGCAAUGUUAUCUCUAUUACCUGUGCUUAUACCUCCUUCUCUAUAGUUCCGCCCAGCAACGGGACCAUUAUGUGGAGGGCUACCACUACAGUGUUCAGUGCCAUUUUGGCUUUUUUACUUGUAGAUGAAGGAAUGGCAUACAUAGACGUAAUUACUGUAGUCGGCAGCGUGUUUGGUGUUUGUCUGGUCAUGGUCCCCAAUAUUGUCAAGGAGGAAAACUCCUUGCUGAGCACCUGGAAGGAAGCUUUUGGCUAUACCAUGACUGUCAUGGCAGGUUUGACCACUGCUCUCUCAAUGAUAGUCUAUAGGUCAAUCAAAGAUAACAUCAGCAUGUGGACGGCACUGUUCACCUUCAGUUGGACAGGAACGGUAUGGGGAGCGUCCACCAUGUUCCUACUUCAAGAGCCGAUUGUCCCACUGGAUGGAGAAACCUGGAGCUAUCUCCUUGCCAUCUGCCUGUGCUCCACAGCGGCCUUCCUGGGGGUCUACUACGCCCUAAGCAAGUUCCACCCUGCUUUAGUCAGCACCGUACAGCACCUGGAGAUAGUCAUCGCCAUGGUCCUGCAGCUCGUUGUGCUGCGGAUCUUCCCAGGUGCUUAUGAUCUUGUUGGGGGAGUGGUUAUUCUGGUUAGUGUUUUUUUCCUUGCAUGUUAUAAACUGUCCUGGAACAAUUUAGGAAGGCAAGAUUAUCAGGAGAUUGUGGAUUCUUCCAUUAAAUGAAUUGUGGUUUUGCCACCCAAUUCUGGCUAUGUGACCACAUGAAAGUAAUGUAUUUCAACUCUGUGUUGUUAUAGCAUAGUGGCCAGGUCCUCUCUCUGCUGAUUAAAUUCACAGCUGAUGUAGCAACAUUGGUAUUUCCAGACUUCCAUGACAGGUGAAUUUGUUCUAGUGCGUACAACCACUGACGUUUUGUCACAUAGGAAAAGGCUGUUGGCCUGCACCACACACCUUACAUGCUGGAGACAAAGUCACAGGCAUGCUCUUCCUUACUUUCCCUGGAUAACGGCAAUACAGAGACAGAGGGAUUCGCUAGUGACUCUCAUUCCUGUGCAGUGUGGUAGUAGCAAAAUGAACAGUAAAACCAUGUAAAGUCAACCAGAAUAUUCGUAUCCUCUGUAACACUUCUUGUGCUUUGGAUGUAAUACUCUAAAUGAAGUAAUGCUAACAUUUCUGUGGCUAAAACUUGUAUUUCCUGUGUGUAUAAAGAAUAAGUCAGUAAAGCUU
Messenger RNA from Phalacrocorax carbo (great cormorant), 2052 nucleotides. Lineage: Eukaryota; Metazoa; Chordata; Aves; Suliformes; Phalacrocoracidae. The record is from RefSeq and is a predicted model, not a curated record.